Messenger RNA from Nematolebias whitei (Rio pearlfish), 2299 nucleotides. RefSeq names its product cleavage and polyadenylation specificity factor subunit 3. Lineage: Eukaryota; Metazoa; Chordata; Actinopteri; Cyprinodontiformes; Rivulidae. The record is from RefSeq and is a predicted model, not a curated record. Gene Ontology annotation, biological process: mRNA 3'-end processing by stem-loop binding and cleavage. Gene Ontology annotation, cellular component: mRNA cleavage and polyadenylation specificity factor complex. The coding region runs from base 88 to 2160 and encodes 690 amino acids. Gene Ontology annotation, molecular function: RNA binding; RNA endonuclease activity; 5'-3' exonuclease activity. The transcript has 18 exons.
GUUCAUUCAGAAAACAUUAUGCACGAUUAAUGAUGGCCGCUUCUAUAUGUCUGUUUUCACGUAUUUAACCUAUAAAAAUUAGAAGAUAUGGCUACAAAACGCAAAGUAGAUGUGUUUAUCCCUGCUGAGGAAAGUGACCAGCUCUUAAUUAGACCUCUUGGUGCUGGUCAGGAGGUGGGGAGAUCAUGCAUUAUCCUGGAGUUCAAAGGAAGAAAGAUAAUGCUGGACUGUGGCAUACAUCCAGGUUUAGAGGGAAUGGACGCUCUCCCUUAUAUAGAUUUGAUUGAUCCAGCUGAGAUAGACCUGCUGCUCAUCAGCCAUUUCCACUUGGAUCACUGCGGAGCUCUGCCCUGGUUCCUCCAAAAAACAAGCUUCAAAGGACGGACCUUCAUGACUCAUGCCACUAAGGCUAUUUACCGCUGGUUACUAUCAGACUACGUCAAGGUUAGCAACAUUUCUGCAGAUGACAUGCUGUACACUGAGACUGACCUGGAGGAAAGUAUGGACAAGAUUGAAACCAUCAACUUCCACGAGGUUAAGGAGGUGGCCGGGGUCAAGUUUUGGUGUUACCAUGCUGGUCACGUGCUUGGGGCGGCCAUGUUCAUGAUCGAAAUAGCUGGAGUUAAACUGCUGUACACAGGAGACUUCUCCAGACAAGAGGACAGACAUCUGAUGGCAGCUGAGAUCCCAAGUGUCAAACCUGACAUUUUAAUCAUAGAGUCAACGUACGGCACACACAUCCAUGAAAAGAGGGAGGAGCGUGAGGCUCGCUUCUGCAACACGGUUCAUGACAUCGUAAACAGAGAGGGUCGCUGUUUGAUUCCUGUGUUUGCGUUGGGACGGGCCCAGGAAUUGUUGCUCAUCUUAGAUGAGUACUGGCAGAAUCACCCAGAGCUCCAUGACAUCCCAAUCUACUAUGCUUCAUCCCUGGCCAAGAAGUGCAUGGCUGUGUAUCAGACUUAUGUGAACGCAAUGAACGACAAGAUCCGCAAGGCCAUCAACAUCAACAACCCGUUUGUUUUCAAGCACAUCAGCAAUCUAAAGAGCAUGGACCACUUUGAUGACAUUGGCCCCAGUGUGGUGAUGGCUUCUCCGGGAAUGAUGCAGAGUGGACUCUCCAGGGAGCUGUUUGAGAGCUGGUGCACGGAUAAGAGGAACGGCGUCAUCAUCGCUGGGUACUGUGUGGAGGGAACGCUGGCUAAGCACAUUAUGUCUGAACCGGAGGAGAUCACCACAAUGUCAGGACAGAAACUGCAGCUGAAGAUGUCGGUGGACUACAUCUCCUUCUCUGCCCACACAGACUACCAGCAGACCAGCGAGUUCAUCAGGGCUCUCAAACCCCCGCAUGUGAUCCUGGUUCACGGGGAGCAGAAUGAGAUGGCCCGUCUGAAGGCCGCCCUGAUAAGGGAGUAUGAGGAUAACGACCAGGUUCACAUCGAAGUCCACAACCCUCGCAACACAGAAGCUGUCACUCUGAACUUCAGAGGGGAGAAGCUGGCCAAAGUGAUGGGUUCUCUGGCUGAUGAGAAAUGUGUUCAGGGUCAGAGGGUGUCCGGAAUAUUAGUGAAGAAAAACUUCAACUACCACAUCCUGAAUCCAUCUGAUCUUUCAGCGUACACAGAGCUCGCCAUGAGCACCGUGAAGCAGACUCAGGCCAUCCCCUUCACUGGGCCGUACUCGCUGUUAGUCUGCCAUCUGAGGAACCUCACCGGGGAUGUGGAGGAGCUGGACGGAACUCUGAAAAACACACUGAAGAUCUUUAAGAACAUCACUCUGAUCCACGAGGCUGGCAUGGUGAUGCUGGAAUGGGUAGCUAACCCUCUCAACGACAUGUACGCUGACGCAGUCACCACUGUGGUUUUGGAAGUCCAAUCCAACCCAAAAGCUCAAAAAGUGAUGGAGACCCAGAGCACCAUUAUGGACAUGGAUGUCUUCCAAACUCGAUUAGAAAUCAUGUUGCAAGACAUGUUCGGAGUAGAAAGCGUGGACUUCAGUGACGAUAAAAGCAUUUCUGUGACAGUAGAUGAGAAAACGGUCCUCAUCUGUCUGGAAACGCGGUCGGCGUACUACGAGGACGAGAGCGUAGAGGACGACUCUUUGAGAGAGAUGGUGGAACUGGCAGUGCAGCGGCUCUACGACGCCCUGAACCCAGUGAUGUGAGGACGGAGACGACCAACCACACAGAGCGGUUAAAACUUCAUAAAUGACAUCAAGUAUUAGAGGGACUUUAGUCAAAACAAUAACAUAAGCUAUGUGAAGAGUUGUUUUUAGAUAUUUUUGUGUUUUAUGUUAUUUAAAA